GGUACCGAAAAGGACAGAGCAGAGUUGAUACACAAAAUAUUCACAUAACAUCUGAGUGGAUUAGCCACUCAGAGGACUUUAAAAGGGCCAGACAGAAAGAGGAACACCAAAAGCAACAAACAAGACAGACUCAUCAGACAGCAUCAGAAAUACACUUGAAGACUUUAACAAAAGUAUCCAAUUAAAAUGGAAGACACAGCCAUUGCACUUCCCGCUGACAAAAAGGCCCCUCCCAGAUUCAAGCAGAGGGCUGCUCGUACCUUCAAGAGCAAGGCCCCCAAACCCGGACAGAAGGGAUUUGGAGACGAUAUCCCCGGCAUGGAGGGUCUUGGCACAGACAUCACAGUGGUUUGCCCAUGGGAAGCCUUCGGGGACAUGGAGCUCUGCGACCUGGCGAAAUAUGGAAUUGUUUAGACAGCCAUUGUUCCUCAUGUAUUCCAACUGUUUACUAAGCAGCUGAAAAGAGAUUGCAGCUUUUAAUUAAGGUUUUGACCUGGAAAAUAAGAAAUCCAGUACUCUAGCUUGUCUCAUGCACUUUAUCUUUGACCAAUUCUCCAUCAUCCUCGUAACAAGUGGUGUCAGCAGCCUGUACUUUCCACAGAGGAAAAAAAAAAAAUCAAAUGGAGCAUGUAUUUCACAAUAUGAAAGAGGGUCCUCUUAUUCCACCUCUUCCCCUAACAGCUGCUAAUUCAACAUGCACAUAUCUAUUUUGUGAAUUAGCUUCCUAAACAUUUAUUUUCAUGAGAAAGUCUAUGAUUCACUUCACUCUUUGGUGAAAAGAUCAUGUAUCUAUUUUAGCAGUAGAGAGGAACAACUCCAUGAACAAAAUAAAAGUUAAUAGUUUGACCAUC
This is a messenger RNA of Etheostoma cragini (Arkansas darter), 851 nucleotides long. Its product is annotated as retinal cone rhodopsin-sensitive cGMP 3',5'-cyclic phosphodiesterase subunit gamma-like. Gene Ontology annotation, cellular component: photoreceptor outer segment membrane. The transcript has 3 exons. Gene Ontology annotation, molecular function: 3',5'-cyclic-nucleotide phosphodiesterase activity; cGMP binding. The coding region runs from base 187 to 414 and encodes 75 amino acids. The record is from RefSeq and is a predicted model, not a curated record. NCBI's taxonomy places the organism in Eukaryota, Metazoa, Chordata, Actinopteri, Perciformes, Percidae. Gene Ontology annotation, biological process: visual perception; positive regulation of epidermal growth factor receptor signaling pathway; positive regulation of G protein-coupled receptor signaling pathway.